AUGAAGUCUGCAUUGUAUUUGUGUUUGUUACUCCUUGGACUUCAAGCCCAGGGUCCACAUGGGUCCAAACUCAACGAUGAGGAGCAGGAACAAGAAAAACUCCAUUCCCCACAAGACCAUUCCCAGGCUGAAGGUGAACACUUGCCCCAUACCAAGAUAGCCCCCAGCAACUCCAACUUUGCAUUUAGGUUUUACAAGCAGGUCAGAGAGGAGGCAGGCAACAAGAAUAUUUUCUUCUCUCCUUUGAGCAUCUCGACUGCCUUUGCAAUGCUCUCCCUGGGGGCCAGAUCAAACACACUCAGACAGCUGCACAAAGGCCUUGCUUUCAACCUGACAGAGAGGGAGGAGCAGGAGAUCCAUGAGGGAUUUCAGCAUGUCCUCCAGCUGUUGAACGACCCUCACCGAGACGUCCAGUUGAACAUGGGCAAUGCCCUGUUCAUAGAUGGUCGGCUGCAACUGCUUGAAAAAUUUUUGCGUGAUGUCACAAAAUUUUACUAUUCUGAAGCUAUUUCUAGUGACUUCCAGAAUUCUCCAGAGGCUGUAAAGGAAAUCAAUAAGUACAUUGAAACAAAAACACACAGCAAAAUUGUUGAUUUAGUUAAGAGUCUUGAUCCGGAGACUGUGAUGGUUCUGGUUAACUACAUUUUCUUUAAAGGUUCCUGGGAAAGACCUUUCAGCAAUUUGGCCACGAGAGAGGAUGACUUCUUCUUGGAUACCAAGAAUUCUGUAAAGGUCAAAAUGAUGCACCAAAGCAAAGACUUUAAUAUCCAUAGGGAUGAGAAGUUGUCUUGCUGGGUAGUAGAAAUGCCAUACAAAGGAAAUGUUACUUCAUUGUUUGUUCUGCCUGAUGAAGGGGCAAUGAAACAGGUGGAAGAUGCUCUGCUGAAAGAAACUGUGUCUAACUGGAUGGAAUCACUCAAAAAAAGAAAAAUCUACCUGGACCUUCCAAAAUUCUCUAUCUCUGGUUCCUAUGACGUUAAGAAUCUGUUUGAGAAAAUGGGCGUGACAGAGGUGUUCAGUGACCAGGCUGACCUCUCUGGAGUGGCAGAAAAUAGUCUCCUGAAGGUUUCCAAAGCAAUUCACAAGGCCGCGGUGGAUGUUAGAGAGAAUGGCACAGAAGCUGCUGCAGUGACUGUGAUCGAAGUGACACUAUACUCUAUAGAGAUUCCUCCUCCUCCUCACAUCAGCUUCAACAAGCCCUUCCUAAUGAUUAUUAUUGACAAAAUCACCAACAGCAUUCUCUUCCUGGGGAAAAUUGUGAACCCAGCUUCUAAGGAAGACUAG
Messenger RNA from Acanthisitta chloris (rifleman), 1284 nucleotides. Its product is annotated as alpha-1-antitrypsin-like. Gene Ontology annotation, biological process: negative regulation of endopeptidase activity. Lineage: Eukaryota; Metazoa; Chordata; Aves; Passeriformes; Acanthisittidae. The transcript is spliced from 4 exons. The coding region runs from base 1 to 1284 and encodes 427 amino acids. The record is from RefSeq and is a predicted model, not a curated record. Gene Ontology annotation, molecular function: serine-type endopeptidase inhibitor activity.